GUUGUUAUUAUUUGCAUUGUUAAAAUAAGUAGUAAUGUAAUUGUGUAUUUGAAUAUUUUUUUUGAUAUUAAUAAUAAGUGAUUAUAAAUGAGAAUGUUAUUGCAACUUUAUCGAUACAAAUGUAAAUCAUUUUUAAGAUCUAAAAUUGCAUCAUUUCGAUAUGUAAGUACUUGCGAAAAUACAGUGCAAGAACAAUUAGAUCAAACGAAGAUUGGUUGCACAUCUGUUAUUAACGAAGAAUCGAUAAAUAAACUUGAAAAAUUAUCCUUAGUUGGAUAUAAUAACGAUCAUGGUAUUGCGAUCUUAAAAGCAGCUGUGAAUUUUUCUGAACGUUUACGAAAUAUUGAUAUACCUGAAGAAAUUCAACCAUUGUACAAUCCUUUAGAGGAACAGAAUUUAUAUUUACGAGAGGAUAAAGUGAAGGAAAUUAAUAAUCGUCAAGAAAUUCUGAAAAAUGCACAAGUUUUAGAAGAAGAAUAUUUUAUAACUCCAUUGCAAAGUCAUAAAAACAAAUCAUGUGUAUAGAUAAUGUAUUAAAAAAUAUAGGUACAACGUUUAUGAACUUUUCUAAAAAUGGAUUCAUUUAUGGAUCGCAAGGU
Polistes canadensis is the source of this 599-nucleotide messenger RNA. It is a transcript of the gene GatC, whose product is annotated as glutamyl-tRNA(Gln) amidotransferase subunit C, mitochondrial. The transcript has a single exon. Bases 88 to 525 code for a protein of 145 amino acids. Gene Ontology annotation, biological process: mitochondrial translation; glutaminyl-tRNAGln biosynthesis via transamidation; regulation of translational fidelity. Gene Ontology annotation, cellular component: glutamyl-tRNA(Gln) amidotransferase complex; mitochondrion. The record is from RefSeq and is a predicted model, not a curated record. Lineage: Eukaryota; Metazoa; Arthropoda; Insecta; Hymenoptera; Vespidae. Gene Ontology annotation, molecular function: glutaminyl-tRNA synthase (glutamine-hydrolyzing) activity.